CCCCAGGGCCGUGGCACCCCGGUUCGAGGUCGCCGGCCGGGGGGCGGAGACCGGGAGCGGGUGUGCGCGUGCCAGAGGCUGCAGCUGCGCCCCGGGGUCUCCCCUGGGAGCGACGCGGGGCGGGGCGGAGCGGGCCGGGCGGGGCCGGGCCGGGGAGCUGAGCAGUCCUCCGCCGGCGGCUGGGAGCGCGGGAAGGGGCGCAGCAUGCUUGCGGCUGUCGGGGCCCCCCUGCGCCUCGGUCUGGGGCGCAUCUUCCGUUGCGCCCCGGGAGCGCACGGAGAAGCCGCGUGGCGGGCCCUCGCGCCUCCGCGGCCUCGGGGUCUACCCCGCUACUGUAGCAGCCGUGCCCCCAGCGGCUCUGGGCCCCAAGGGAAGGUGCACCGGGUCCCCGCCGAGUACAAGCCUUCGCAAUUCGACAAGAAAAUCCUGCUGUGGACCGGACGUUUCAAAACGAUGGAGGACAUCCCGCCUCGGAUCCCAGCUAAACUAAUUUGGUAUAGCAGAUCAAAGCCAGAUGGAUGGGCCAGAAAUGAUAGAUGCUGCAAGAAACAAAGCUCGGGUGAAAGCUUGUUACAUAAUGAUUGGACUCACAAUUAUCGCCUGUUUUGCAGUGAUAGCAUCAGCCAAAAGGGCUGCAGAACGACACGAGUCCUUAACAAGUUGGAAUCUGGCAAAGAAAGCUAAGUGGCGUAAAGAAGCUGCAUUGGCUGAACAGGCUAAGGCUAAAUGAAACUCGAAGUAACAAAGUGUUAAUCAGAAUAUCAUUGCUAUUAUCAAAAACAAUAAAGAUAGAUAAAACAGAAUAUUUAAGAAGAUAAUUGCCAUGGUUUU
This is a messenger RNA of Acinonyx jubatus (cheetah), 831 nucleotides long. It is a transcript of the gene FAM162B, whose product is annotated as family with sequence similarity 162 member B. NCBI's taxonomy places the organism in Eukaryota, Metazoa, Chordata, Mammalia, Carnivora, Felidae. The transcript has 5 exons. The record is from RefSeq and is a predicted model, not a curated record. Bases 205 to 684 code for a protein of 159 amino acids.